AUGAAUUCUUUCAUCCAGGAUAGCGCUAUUGAUCUUUCUCUCGACUCGCAACAGCAUUACGCACAUCUGCUUCUCCGCACCUCCCCAUCUCGGCUCUUCUCGACUUCACCAAUCUGGAGGAAAAAUACGAGAGAUCCAGAUGUCACACUUUUAGGUUCAGUUCGAGGUGUUGGCGACGCUGUGACGAACCUAAGGUCGAAUGGAUACAGUAUUGCAUUAACGAUUUAUCACUGUGUCUUCCCGCAUUUUGAGAAGGUCGUCGCAGUCCAGCAGAGUUCAUCCCUGCCAUUUUCUCCCGUACGGUGGUAUCUGCCCAUCUUUUGUGGACGCAAGUCUACAUCUAGUUUGUAUAGAGGGCCUCACGCAGACCGAUCAAAUCCCGCAUUUUCUGAGAUUAUCGAACUCUCAGCCUCCAACUUGGAGUUCAAGGACCGUUCACUUGACGAGGGCGAGCAGGACGACGAUGUUUACUUCCUCCUUCCUGGAAAAGAAAACUUCGUCACAGCCAGGAGCCUGAUCACGCUUGUGAACAAAAGACUGUUUCGACCAUUGAGUAUUUCUAAAUCAUAUUCCAUGUUCGAGUUAACCGUCACCGGCGGGCUGGUCUUACAUCGCAAGACGAGAAGCUACAAACAUUGCGGAUGUGACGAUGUAGUGCUCCAUACUGCUCGACCUAUUCAGGCUGUCGUGGUUGUUGCCAGCGACGGGGACGAUGCAAAUGCAGUCUUUCUCGUUGGUGUGAUGAACUUCCAGUAG
Molecule: messenger RNA, 756 nt
Organism: Suillus plorans
Lineage: Eukaryota; Fungi; Basidiomycota; Agaricomycetes; Boletales; Suillaceae
Exons: 10
Coding region: 1-756 (251 amino acids)
Source: RefSeq, a predicted model, not a curated record